Messenger RNA from Ogataea polymorpha, 420 nucleotides. RefSeq lists its product as uncharacterized. NCBI's taxonomy places the organism in Eukaryota, Fungi, Ascomycota, Pichiomycetes, Pichiales, Pichiaceae. The record is from RefSeq and is a predicted model, not a curated record. The coding region runs from base 1 to 420 and encodes 139 amino acids. The transcript has 2 exons.
AUGCCUUUGAGCGAGAUUACCGGCAAGCUGGGUCUCAAUAGACGGUCGGACCGUGUGUUGAAACCCAACCAGAUAAAAAUACGGCCUUCCAAGAGCGCCAAUCGCGCGAUUAACGUGGCAAGUCUCACCAGAUCUUAUCUCCAUAAGGAGAUGCAAACACGCACGAAAUCCAACAUUGACGAAAUCACGCGCCAGAUCGGUCUGCGACAUCGAUCUCCAGACCACGAUUUGGCCACUGCUCGCCGCAGUGGCACGUUUUCGGGGAUUCUGACCGAUCAGCUCAAUGAUUACCUAACAAAUAUACACUCUGGAAACGCAGUUUUAGGGUACGAUCAGCCGAUCUCCAAGCAGCGAUUGCCAACCGUCACAAUAUCGCGCAUAAACGAGAUUUCGCCGCAUGGUGGCUUUGGCGUGUUUUAA